Acaulospora morrowiae is the source of this 333-nucleotide messenger RNA. Lineage: Eukaryota; Fungi; Glomeromycota; Glomeromycetes; Diversisporales; Acaulosporaceae. The record is from the annotation of a GenBank genome assembly.
AUGCGUAUUAAAGAAAGUCGUGUCGGAAUCACAAAUUUACAUAAUCUAUUCCACCUAUCCGUUACACCAGUUUUAUAUACCUACUACACAAAGGAUGAUAUUGGAACCAUUCCGAUCUACUGCCCCUACGAUUACGAUUACCCAAGGCACGAAUUUCUAUUAGCCUGUCAAAUUCGCCUUAUAAAUUUCAUCGCAAUGUGGUUGUUUGCCGGGAUAGGCACACUGCUUGUAAUCUUCAUACCUGCCGGGAUUUUCCCGCUUGAUGAGGAGGAACGCCUGAAAAAUAAGGAGAUAGAUUUCUAUUAUGUGUGGACAGGGCAUAAAAGGAUAUAG